Zymoseptoria tritici IPO323 is the source of this 918-nucleotide messenger RNA. RefSeq lists its product as uncharacterized. The coding region runs from base 1 to 918 and encodes 305 amino acids. Lineage: Eukaryota; Fungi; Ascomycota; Dothideomycetes; Mycosphaerellales; Mycosphaerellaceae. The transcript has a single exon. The record is from RefSeq and is a predicted model, not a curated record. Gene Ontology annotation, molecular function: NAD+ binding.
AUGUCACUCGGCCGAGAUGAUGCGCACGAUGUCAAAUCUUUCCACAGCUACCUGCAAGAAUCGAGGUCCAUCAUCGCACUGGUUGGGGCCGGUCUAUCCGCCAGUUCCGGGUUGGCAGUUUUUACCGGAGCUGAUGGACUCUGGGAGAAUCAAGAUCCGUUCUCUCUCGCGACUCCAGAAGCCUUUCGCUCUGAUGCUGCUCGUGUAUGGCGGUUCUACGAUCGCCGACGGCACGAGGCACUACAGGCUCAACCCAACGCUGCUCACUUUGCCCUUGCAGAAGCAUCAAGGCAAUUGCCCGGAUUCAUCACCAUGAACCAGAAUAUUGAUGGCCUGAGCGAGAGAGCAGACCACCCAGGAUCGCAGUUGUUGGCUCUCCACGGAAGCCUGUUCGAGGUGCAAUGCACGAACACUCAAAGCUGUGAAUACUGGAGGGAGGAUUUUACAUAUUCGAUUGUCAGCAUGGACAGCCUGUCGGUGGAGAGAGAACAUACACCAACGCAGACCCAGGAUACCAUUUGUCCAGACCCAGAGAUCUCGCGUCCCGAUUGUCAGCUUCAGGGAUUGCCCAAUUGUCCAAGAUGCAACUCAAUCCUGAGACCUGGUGUUGUAUGGUUUGGUGAAAGAUUGAAAGACGAGGUGCUUCUAAGAAUACGACAUUCCUUCAGCCAGCCAGAGAAGAUCGACCUGAUGCUAGUGAUAGGAACUGCGGCACAGGUUAUGCCAGCAGCUGGAUACAUUGACGUGGCUCGCGCCCGAGGUGCUCGUCUCUGCUUUGUCAAUACAGAUAGAAAUACUGGGACAGGCGGAAAUUUGCAGAACGGCGACUGGUUCUUCGAAGGUGAUGCAGCAGUCAUAGUGCCAAUCUUGCUAGAGCCUGUAACAAGUCAGGGAUCACGGCCGCACAUUCCCAGCUAG